Molecule: messenger RNA, 303 nt
Organism: Staurois parvus
Lineage: Eukaryota; Metazoa; Chordata; Amphibia; Anura; Ranidae
Source: the annotation of a GenBank genome assembly
CGGUCAUGUGAUCAGCUGUGUCCGAUCACAGCUGAUCUCAUGGCACUGAUGAUCAGUGUAGCCCCAGCAGUGCCAGCUGUCAGUGCUCAUCAGUGCAACAUCAAUGCCACAUAUCAGUGCCUACCAGUGCACAUCAAUGCCACAUAUCAGCGCCCAUCUGAGCUGCCUUUCAGUGCCACCUAUCAGUGCCAGUCAUUGCCACCUAUCAGUUCCACCUAUCAGUGCCUGUCAGUGCUGCCUAUCAGUGCCAGUCGGUGCCACCUAACAGUGUCAGUCAGUGCUGCCUAUCAGUGCGAUAUGAGU